Peromyscus californicus insignis is the source of this 6166-nucleotide messenger RNA. RefSeq names its product cartilage oligomeric matrix protein (gene Comp). Gene Ontology annotation, cellular component: extracellular region. The transcript has 19 exons. Lineage: Eukaryota; Metazoa; Chordata; Mammalia; Rodentia; Cricetidae. Gene Ontology annotation, biological process: cell adhesion. The record is from RefSeq and is a predicted model, not a curated record. Gene Ontology annotation, molecular function: calcium ion binding. Bases 436 to 2703 code for a protein of 755 amino acids.
UCCGGGCUUCGCCAUGCCCUCAGCACCUGCUGACCCGGGCGGAGCCACGCCCACUGGCACCUUUGCGGGGUUCUGAAAUGUGGAGAGAGUGUAGGAGCCAGAGUGGACGGGUUCGGACCUUUCGAUCACCUGUGACUUUGUUUCUCCAAAUGUUAUCCGCGAGGGUCCGCUACAGGCACCCAGUGGUGAACGGGGGUGCGAGGGGAGCCCCACUCGACUCCCGGCGGCUCACCCCUCUCUCUCUCCCCAGACCCCACCUUGUCCUGAUCAGCGCGGUCAUCCCGCGGGGCCGUGGGGCGCGGUCCUGAAUGCAGAGCCCGGCCUGUUUACCUUGUGGCGGGCUCUGGGCAGGGCCGCGGGGGCUGUCCCCGCCGGGCGCGGGAAUAAAUAGGGCGCGGGCUCGAGGGCGCAGACAGCAGCCGCAGCUCCGCCGCCAUGGGCCUCGCCGCUUGCGUUCUAGUGCUCGCCCUGGCUGCCAUGCGCGCGGCCGGACAGGGCCAGAUCCCGCUGGGUGGAGACCUGGCCCCACAGAUGCUGCGAGAACUCCAGGAGACCAACGCGGCGCUGCAGGACGUGAGGGAGCUGUUGCGACAGCAGGUCAAGGAGAUCACAUUCCUGAAGAAUACGGUGAUGGAGUGUGACGCGUGCGGGAUGCAACCCGCUCGCACUCCCGGCCUGAGCGUGCGGCCAGUGCCGCUCUGCGCACCAGGCUCCUGCUUCCCCGGCGUGGUCUGCACGGAGACGAGGAACGGCGCGCGCUGCGGCUCCUGCCCUCCUGGCUACACCGGCAACGGCUCGCACUGCACCGACGUUAAUGAGUGCAACGCUCACCCCUGUUUCCCGCGCGUGCGGUGCGUCAAUACCAGCCCCGGCUUUCGCUGCGAAGCCUGUCCGCCUGGGUACAGCGGCCCCACCCACGAGGGCGUGGGGCUGGCCUUCGCCAAGACCAACAAACAGGCUUGCACGGAUAUUAACGAGUGUGAGACCGGGCAGCACAAUUGCGUUCCAAAUUCCUUGUGCGUCAACACCCGGGGAUCCUUCCAGUGCGGCCCCUGCCAGCCCGGCUUCGUGGGUGACCAGACGUCAGGCUGCCAGCGGCGAGGGCAGCGCUUCUGCCCGGACGGGUCACCCAGCCCGUGCCAUGAGAAAGCGGACUGCGUCCUGGAGCGCGACGGCUCGAGGUCGUGCGUGUGUGCAGUCGGCUGGGCCGGCAACGGGCUCCUAUGCGGCCGCGACACAGACCUAGACGGUUUCCCAGACGAGAAGCUGCGCUGCUCAGAGCGCCAGUGCCGCAAGGAUAACUGCGUGACGGUGCCCAACUCGGGGCAGGAGGACGUGGACCGCGACGGCAUCGGAGAUGCUUGCGACCCAGACGCGGACGGAGAUGGAAUCCCCAACGAGCAAGACAACUGCCCGCUGGUUCGAAACCCAGACCAGCGCAACUCAGACAGCGAUAAGUGGGGAGACGCCUGUGACAACUGCCGGUCCCAGAAGAACGAUGACCAGAAAGAUACAGACCGGGAUGGCCGGGGCGAUGCCUGCGAUGAGGACAUUGAUGGCGACCGAAUAAGAAAUGUAGCUGACAACUGUCCCAGGGUGCCCAACUCGGACCAGAGUGACAGCGAUGGGGACGGUGUCGGGGAUGCCUGUGACAACUGUCCCCAGAAGGAAAACCCGGAUCAGAGGGAUGUGGAUCACGACUUUGUGGGCGAUGCCUGUGAUAGCGACCAAGACCAGGACGGGGACGGACACCAGGACUCCCGGGACAACUGCCCCACAGUGCCCAACAGCGCCCAGCAGGACUCGGACCACGAUGGCAAGGGCGAUGCCUGUGAUGACGACGACGACAAUGACGGCGUCCCCGACAACCGGGACAACUGCCGCCUGGUGCCCAACUCGGGCCAGGAGGACAAAGACGGGGAUGGCGUGGGUGAUGCGUGUCAGGGCGACUUUGACGCUGACAAGGUCGUAGACAAGAUCGACGUGUGCCCCGAGAACGCCGAGGUCACUCUCACCGACUUCAGGGCUUUCCAGACGGUCGUGCUGGACCCCGAGGGUGAUGCGCAGAUCGAUCCCAACUGGGUGGUGCUCAAUCAGGGAAUGGAGAUCGUGCAGACCAUGAACAGCGACCCCGGCCUAGCUGUGGGUUACACGGCCUUCAAUGGCGUAGACUUCGAGGGCACGUUCCACGUGAACACGGCCACUGAUGAUGACUACGCUGGCUUCAUCUUCGGCUACCAAGACAGCUCGAGUUUCUACGUGGUCAUGUGGAAACAGAUGGAGCAGACCUACUGGCAGGCCAACCCCUUCCGGGCGGUGGCUGAGCCGGGGAUCCAGCUCAAGGCUGUCAAGUCUUCCACGGGUCCCGGGGAACAGCUCCGAAAUGCACUGUGGCACACGGGGGACACGGCGUCCCAAGUGCGGCUGCUGUGGAAGGAUCCUCGCAACGUGGGCUGGAAGGAUAAGACAUCCUACCGCUGGUUCCUGCAGCACCGGCCUCAAGUUGGCUACAUCAGGGUACGGUUCUACGAGGGUCCUGAGCUAGUGGCUGACAGCAAUGUGGUGCUGGACACGGCCAUGCGUGGUGGCCGCCUGGGCGUCUUCUGCUUCUCCCAAGAGAACAUCAUCUGGGCUAACCUGCGCUACCGCUGUAAUGACACAAUCCCUGAGGACUAUGAGAGUCACCGGCUGCGGAGGGCCUAGGGACCUCAAGUGUGGCACUGCUGACUGAUGGGCUGUGGAAGCCUGAGCUACAGGUGUCUGGGUCUGGCAUCCCUCUGGAGGGGUGUCUGGCCUGGAGAGGAAAGGCUAAUAAAGUAUGAAUGUGGGGGACUGGCUGGCUCUGGUCUCUGCUGCAGGGGCCUGUGUGAAUGGCCCUCCAGGAGGCCCGGCUCUGUACUGCAGUCAUCCAGAUAGCAGGGGCAUGCGACUCACUACAGAUGCUGAUACCCCUGGAAGAGUCCAGGGUAUGAUCAGAUGGGAACCCCAAGUUUGAGGAACCCCACAGUCACUGAAAAGGGGCUCAGGCCUUUAUGGGGCAGAGACACAGGAGAACAAGGUAUCCAGGAUGGGAGAGGAAAAGAGGAAGAGACCCAGACGAAAACAUUGGGUUUAUUACAUUUCAUUACAAAGGGCGCAAAAAUACAAAGAAGCGUCUGCGCCAGAAGGUGGGGCGGGCGGCCGUGCGUGCCCUGAGCAACCUGACCCCCAACUGCGGAGUCCACGUGAACAGUCCACGUGAACAGUCCACGGACAUCCACAGCAGCGGAGUGCACAUGCUGGGGGCAGAGCCAGCUUGGCACAGGGAGGGAUGUGGGACCAGCCAUUUGCAUAUAUCAGAGGGGCUGCCCAGCCCAUGGCGUUCUGUUUCCUGCUAAGGGGUGAGAUGGGGCCUGAGGACCAAAGCUGGCCUCUGGACUUAAGGUCACAGCUUUGUCCUCACGUCCCCCAUGUGAUCAGAACUGUUCAGCCAGCGGGGGUGGAUUAGGCUGGACCACGGUCACGCUGAGACUCUGGAGCCCCAGGGAAAGGCUGUGUGCAGAAGGUGCAGCUGGUACCAUCAUGGGGCCCUGGCAUUGUCCGCACCCUGCCCAGAAGGUUUGGGCCCCUGAGCCCAGCAAGGUUGAGAAAGCAAUGGAAGGGAAACUGAGGUUCAGGGGACCCCUUGCCCUUGAGAGUACCCCAGCACCCAGGCUUGAGAGGGUACAGGUCCCUCCAUCUUCUGCCCUGAUGGGGAGAUGUGGCUGUGACCAAUGGGGUGGUGAGCAUUUGUGCCACACUGAGGGCAAUGCCUGAGACAGGAAUGAUCAGGGUCUCCAAGUCACCCACCAGGAGAUCCCUGAAGGAAGUGGGGACCCCAGGAGCCAAGGAGAAAGGGGUAUAAAAAGGACAGGUACCACCACACUUGGGCAGGCCUUGGGGUCUGUGAAAGACUACAUCUCCCUCCAGCAAUCAAGACCACACAGGGUAGACUCUGCACCAUGGUGUCCUCACCUGGACACCUCAAGGGACAAGAGCCAGGCCUAGGGCACAACCACACCACUGGCCUGACCCCAUGCCAUGCCACAUGGCUCCAUCAGGACCUGAUCCCACCAGCCCCUCCACCUGCGGCUCUACUGGGCACGGAAAUCUUAGGGAAAGUGGAAAACUCAGGAUGCAGUGAACCAACUCCAAGCCCACUGUGACAAGGACAGUGGCCAGCGCCGGCACAGGGUGCCCACCCCACACCUUCGCCUGUUCUUGUCCUGAGUGCCAGGGCUGUGAUUCUGACGCCAGGCUUAGUGUGACAGCUGCCAGCCAUCCCUGCACGCUGUGUGGUGGCAUGUGGGUCUCGCUAGGGGGCCCCCCUGUGUAAGAGUCUUCCAAAGAGCUGAAGUUAGGCUAAGUAUGCAAUCAACUUUAGAAUCCUCCCCGGCACGGAACAGCCACCGGACAGCUGCAAAGAAACACGACAGGGCCAUUUCUUAGGACACAGAGAGGGGCUGGGUCCAGCUGCAUCCUCAGUCUGGAGGCCUUUGGGUGGGUAACCACUGCCCCAGGGGGCUUAAAAGGGCAAGGUAAACAGACAUCUGCGCACAGGGCUAUCAAGAUGCCCCGCUCGUUUCUGAACCGGGAAAAUGGGUCAGAAAGCCGCAAGACUGAGGCCCGGCCAAGGACAGCGGCACAUGGGUUAGGGGAGAAGGGCCAGGCUUGGCUCACAAAUCUGACCUCUCAAGGGUCAGUCGUCCAAACCUGUCCUCAGAAAGCAUGGAUGUGGGCAGAGGGUCUAUGUACAUGUUGCAGGGACUCCAGGGUGGUUGCUCCCAGCACAGCCUAAUGGGUCAUAGUAUGUGCGUGUCACCAGCCGGGGGUCCCCAUGGCCUUGAGCUGUCAUCUUGGGAUGUCUUGGAAAUACUAGGCAGGUGACUGACAUCUAGAAAACAAAGAUCACCCCCCAGCACCUGACCCCUGGCCCCUGGCUGGCCUAUGAGGACUAGUGAGAUCCCCACACCUGCCUGGGAUGCUGUGGCAGGGGCCCCAUCACCUCAUCAUGGAACUUGGCAAUGAACUGAGUCACAUCAAAACAGCUACAUGCCCUCCUGCAGGGCAUUGAAAACUGGGCCACAAGCUUGGGAGGGUCAUGGGGCCAUGUCCCUUCUGCCCCAGCUCACUGAAAACUUGGAAGGCCAGUGACCAGUUACUGGAAGCAGGGGCCUUGCCUGAGAAGCAGGUUCUCUGUCUUGCUAAGGCCAGCUGUUCAGGCUUCUACAACUUGGAGAGAAUCAGACUCCAAGCAUGUGUACUUCUGUUUUGGUUUUUUUAGACAGGGUCUCAUGUAGCCCAGGCAAGCCUCCACCUCUCAGGUGCUGGGGUGACAGAUGUGUACUACCAUGCAUGUUUCCUAAUGAUGAUGAUGAUGGUGGUGGUGAUGUCCGUACUAUUCCCUCCAAGCCCACACCACAGUGACAGAAAGGCCUGAGACCUAGACAGAUCAAUGCUAUAUCCCCAAGUCCAGGGGGACAGAGGGGCCCGGUGAUGGAAGGGCAGCAGCUUUCUCAUGCAGGCAGCCACAUUGUGGCUUGGGGAGGGACACGGAGUUCCCGUACUCCCCAAGCCCCCAGCACAGGCAGCGGGCAACAUCACUGAGAAACAGUCAAGCAAAAGGUGCGGCCCUGGCAGACCGAGGCAUGUGACCGUGUCAAGCUGUGGCUUAGGGUGGUGGGGAUCAGAGCUUCCAGGCCGAAAGUGGCCCACAAAAGACAAGCCAGGUCCACGGCCCCACCACAGGGAGUCUUAGCAUAGAGACAUGGCCACCAGCCACCUGCUGAGGCCUGGCUGGCACCUUGGGGAUGCUCAGAGGGAGUGGGUUCUCCAGAGGCCCCCACUGAAAGCCAAGGCCUGUUCCUAGAAGUCAGUUCUACAGCUCUUCCAGACACGUCCAGUCACCAGGACCUUGCACCCGGUCUCCUCCUUGCCUAGACAGCUCUUUGGAGCUGAGACUAAGUGCAGGUGGGUGACGUCUGGGCAUGCAGCCAGGCAGCCCGGCUUGUAAGUGCUUCAGGCUACAGUUCCAGUUAGCUUUAAAAAAAGGCCAAGGUGGGACUGGGGCUAACAUGCUUCCGGGCCAGAGAGGCGGGAGGGUCAGCCACCAAAUGCCAAUACAAACUCAAGGAAAAGCAAACCCACA